GAUUCUCUAGUUGUUGUUUCGCUCCGACAGUCGUUGGUUGUUUGUCGUUGAAUUGAGAGAGCUCGAGUUCGAUUUCUGAUACGAGUUUCGUAAACUUUUCCAAACUUUUCCAACUCCAACAACAGUUGACCAGUGUAGUUUCUUGUGAGUUUUAGUGACUUUUCAAAUAUGAAGGGUCUCACUUGGCAGCAGCUAUACUGUUAUACAGUUUUCCUCACGAUUUUUACAGGUGUCGCUGGACAGGAAAUCAAAUUGGAGAUCCAACCAAAUGAAAAAGUUAUAACGAAAGAAGUUGGUCGUGCUCUACCUCUAACUUGUCGACCUGUUGUUCCGGAUCCUACAUUAGUUACCCAAUUAGAGUGGAGGGAUAAAUUCGACAGAAAAAUAGAUAGUUUCAAUAGAGCUAGUCCCAUAUAUGUACUGAAUUCACCGGGUGAACAAGGGGCUGUUUUGAUCUUCUCCAGUUUAACAGCAAAUCAAGCAGGAAGGUAUAGUUGCCACGCUUUUUAUGCCAAUACAGAACCACUCACCGCAUCAGUAGAAAUUAGGACUUACGAGGAUAUAAAGUUUGUGGAUGCACCCGAGAAUCAAUAUCCUGUCGUAGGUCGAGACUUUAAAGUAAAAUGUAAAGUUAAAGGUAACCCAACACCUACCAUCGAUUGGAACAGAAAUGACCAAGCUAUUACUACAAACGAUAAAUACGUUGUAGAUACCGACGAAUUACUCAUUAAAAACGUAACUGAAGCAGAUGACGGCGCAUAUAAAUGUAAUGCUAUCGAAAUAUCCACAGGACAAUUCAAAACAAGGAAUAUAAAUAUUGAAGUUCAAGUACCACCGAAAAUCAAACCAAUGGACCCCAUAACAAUCGUAGAGGGUGAAACAGCAUCGGCGAAAUGUGUAGCUACCGGUAAACCACCACCGACUUACCAAUGGAUCAAAUUGAAGAACCGCGAAGAUCUAUCAGUCGUUGAUAGAUUCGAAGUGAAGAAAAACACCGGAGAAUUGAUAAUGAAUCGAGUGGAAUACGAAAGCGACGACGGUUUAUACACGUGCAUUGCCGAAAAUACAGUGGACAGAGUAGAAACAACCGUUAGAAUAAACGUUCUAGUUAAACCGAAAAUAAUAGAACUGUUAAAUAUAACAGCGCCGAUUAAAACACGAACGGAAAUAAUCUGCAAAGCAUACGGUAGACCACCACCUAAAGUAACCUUCAGAAAACUGAGCAGAAAGGAUCCCUUCAAAGUUGGAAAACAAUUGGACGAUGAUAGAAUAUCUUUAGAACAACAAUCUAUUUCAGAUCGAGGAGAAUCAUUCGGUACAUUGAUCAUAUCGAAUCUAAGUAGACCUGAUGAUGGUCUUUACGAAUGUAUAGCGGAUAAUACGGCCGGUACUGCUUAUAAAAACGGACAUAUAACAGUAGAAUUUCCACCUUCAUUCGAAAGAACUAAAAAUUUACCGCCUGUUUGGAUUUGGGAUAACAAACCGGGUAACUUGACUUGUCUUCCCGAAGCUAUACCGAACGCUACGAUCAUAUGGAAAUACGGCGACAUCGAAAUCCAGGAUAAUAACAAUUUUCAAAAAAUCGGAAACGGUCCUGCUUCCUAUCUCAUAGUGAAACCUUACAACGAUAAACGAUUUUUCACUGAAUACAAAUGCGUAGCUACCAAUAAACUUGGACAAGCCACCAAUAAAAUAUAUUUGAAACAAGGUUUCGUACCAGGACCCGUUUCCCAAGUCAAAACCGAAUUUAUUACAGCGACAAGUAUCAGAUGGAAUAUCAUACCAGCUAAUCAUUUCGAUGGUUUACCUCUAAGAUCGUAUACCGUUCGAUAUAAGCCCGAGAGGGAAUUAUCGUGGGAUUUUGCUAGAAACCACACCUGGAGUUUUGGAGCUCCGUAUAUAUUAGAAGGUCUAAUACCUGAAGAAACUUACCAUUUCCAAUUUGCUGCUAGAAACGAUGUCGGAAUGGGUGCAUUCCAAAACGCUCAAUCUGUAACGAUGCCCAGGAGAUCGGUACCAUCCGAACCGAAGAUAUUGACAGAAACAAAUAAGAUUAGAGACGAAAAUAGUAGUAAUAGAGAAGAAAUGCUCGCUAUGAGUCCUUAUGCUGAUCAUUACGAAUUGAGAUGGAGUGUACCAAAUGAUAAUGGAGAUCCUAUAAUGAACUAUUUUAUUAGAUAUUGCGUGACUGAAAAAAUCAAUGGCGAAUGGCGUGAUCGUGAUUGUACCGAACAAAUCGAACGAUCCAUACAAUAUACCAGCUUCGAAUUGGACAAACUCCUUCCAGAUACGAUCUAUAAGAUCGAAGUGCGCGCGCAUAACUCCAUCGGUGACAGUUCACCAGCUCAAGUCAAAGUUAAGACGGCAAGAGCCUCUUCAGGGUUGUAUUGGAACUCAGCGACGACAAUACGCUCGUUACGCCCUCUACAAGCUGCUAUGACUAUUAUAGUGACGGUUUUCGUGCUAUAUUUUCAAUGGUGCUAAAUAUUCGAAAAAUAGUUAUAAAAAAUUAAUCAGAAAGAACAAAAACUAUAUAUAAAAAAAAUUGGUGUGUUAAAUUAUGUGUUCUAAAAACGAUCCCCGCACCAAAAGUGUAAAUAAAACCUUGUUAAGUAACAGAGUGGAUAAAAUAUUCAUAACUAGUAUCGAAAUAAUUUGGAUAUUUAUUAUUUCUUUUUGAAACUUUUUUAUCGCAAUCAAUUUAUCAAAAAAUUUAUAGAUAGAAUGUGUAUAGUAUCUUCAUCCCCCUUCGAAUUACUAUCUAUUUAGAUCCAGCCGCGUCUCUAUCUUCUAAUUUCUUCUAAUUUGGUCCGGACUCUAGUUCUCUCUAUCCAAAAACAUUUGUACCCAGUUUCUCACAAAUCCAUCCCCAACUCAUCUAAUUAUCUCGAUCUAUUUUUAGUCCCCGUACUUUUUUAAAAAUUUCUUAUAUUUUGGCCAGGUCCAGACUCUAUUAAAACAUUUAUAAAUAAAUCAACGCUUUUGUCAUUUUGACGACGAUUAAAAUUUUUUGUAUAAACAUUCAGUAUAAUUCGAGUUGUGGCAAAUAAGUUACGGCAAGUUAUAUAAUAAGAAACAAGUUUUAUACAAAUUUACCUCAAUCAUUUUCUUUGAUUAUUGCACACUUUGUAUAUAAAAAUUUUAUUUUUCAAAUUGAGUUACCUAAUUUUGUAUUCAAUUUUUUUUUAAUUCCUACGUUUAUGUAGGCCGAAAAAAUGUUUAUCUGGUUUACAAAUAUGUUGAUAUAAAAAGAAAUUAUUAUUUAAAAAAAGCUAGUUUUGAGCUUUAUCCACUCAAUUAGUCAUAUUCCAAAGAAAAAAAAAUAUUUCAAUCAUCUUUGCAUGACGUCGACAUUCCAUUUUAAAAAAAUCAGUACCAGUUUCGAAUUAUUUCUCCAUCAUCAAUAGACGAUUCAAUUUGUUAUACUUCCCAUUUUUCAUAAUAUCCCAAAAAUAGGAAUAUGAAAAAUUAUAAAUAUUUAAUAGUAUAUAUAUGGUGUGUUUAAAAAUUUAUCCCAACUUCGAUUCCGUGAUUAGAAAUCUUCUUUAUUAGUUAAAAUCUUUAUAAAAACAUUUCUUGUUCUUUUUCCAUAAUUCUAAAGCGAUAUACGACCAAACUUAUCAACUUACCUACAGGUGGGUCGUACAAUAUUUGUAUUAACGUCUUUUUUAAAUAUUUUGGUUUGAUCGGUGACAUAUUUUUGAUAAUAAAACUUUUCAAUCACUCAUUUCGACUGUCUCAGUUAUUUCUUAUAAAAAAUGGUACAUUUAACAUAUGGUAAAAAAAUAUAAACUCAUAUAAAGAAACUUGUUAUCAAAAGUUUUGUAAUGACAUAAUUACCAAAAAGAUUUAGUCAUUUGUCGAAUGCGUGAACAAGUUUCCCACGUUCCCAAAUUUAAUUCCCUCUACAAUAGUGGUCGGAUAUACACACAAUGUACGAGUGCCCUACGAAACCAAAUCUUCUUAAAAUCACCACAAUUCUAGUCAUGCAGAGGAAAUUUGUUCCUAUAUCAGGGUCAUUCCUGGAAUAAACCAGAUGAUAACAGUGAUAAAACCAUAUGAAACAUCCAAGUGAGAUAUUUUUCAUAUUUUUUUUUUCGUAAAUCAGAAGUGAACUACAAAGAUUUAAAAAAAUCAUUGGAGUAGGAUGUGUUUUCGAUUUUAUGGAACCAAAAGAAAACAAGGUGUCUGCGCGAGAAAAUAAUCAGUGUCAAAGUACUGUUCUGGUUAAUACAUCCCAACGUUACUUCCAUGAUAAGAAGGUCUCCGUCGUGGUUGAUAACAGUGUCAUCGCUUUUUAAUAUUUAAUAAAAAACAAAUAUUUCCAUUUGAAAAUCAUCUCUCUUAAAAUCUUCAUCUUCAUCAACUUCUUUAAUAGUUAAUCAUAUUCUAAAAUAUUUACUCUUCCUAUAUUUUCAUUUGUUAUUUAGCUCGAACCUUUUCUCGUCCUCAACUGAUUAUAAAUCGUCCUUAAAGUUACUAGAUUGUAACAAAAAACAAAUUACAACAUUUUGUUACAUUCUGUGAUACUUUUUUUGAAGGAAUAACGUCAUUGCAUCUAUGUUUCACGACGGACAUUGCAAUUACGGUCUCAAUAAAGUUGAUACAAUUUAAAUAGUAUAAAAAUUUAUCCGUCGUUUGGUCCACACCUUGAAUUAUCUUCAAAUUACUUCUAAUUUUCGAUUGUAACUUUUUUUAUGGAAUAAUAGGUAAAAAGACAUGUUUUAUUCAUUGUUUAAAGCCUCAUGUCAUUUCUGUUUUAUUAUAUUUUCAAUCAUUCAUUAGUAUUUUUCUUUAGUAUAAAGUCAUAAAUCUGAUCCCUUUGAUAUUUACAUAGAAUAAUUUUUUUUUCUACGCCUACUCGGAAACAAUAUUUUUUAUUCAAUUGUUUUUGUUUCUUAUUUUCUUCUAUUCUUCCUUUUUUUAUAAAAUAUAAUAUAAAAAUUAAUUUAAUAAUCAAUCAAAUUUGAAAUUGGUACUGAUUUUUGAAAAUUUACAUUUCAUAUUUGAUUUAAGCACCAAAGCAUGGCUACAUUUCGUUAUUUUUUUUUAAUUUUUGCCUACAUAGUUAUUGCAGCUUUUCACGUUAAAUCCGUUUUUAUUGGGCUUCAUUUUCAUUUAGUUUAGUUCGAUCAUCAUUUUUAUCCAUAUUUUUUUUGUUUCCCUAAAUUUAUUUUAUAUUUUUAUAUAUGAAUCGAAAAUAUCGUCGAACGUUUUCUCUAUAUAAAUUUUAUGAAAUCAUUUUUAUAAUUCAUCAUUUUGACGAACGUUAACACGUAAAUGAAGUCGAAAAAAUAUUUUUGUCCCAAAUAGGAACCAGCAUAUUUCAACAAAACAAUCAUUUUGUGCUUUUUUUUACUUUAAAUUCUUUCUGGAAAAAAAUUAACGCACCAUUCUUGUUUAUAAAACAUUAGAUUUAUCACCAAAGAAUUAUAUUAUUGAAGGAAGCUGUACUAACAUCGAUUCUGGACUAGGAAGACCCUAUUUCAGCAUAAGUUUUUUUGUGAGACGAGAUCUCAUAACCAAAGACCAGAACAAUGUAGAAAACGUGCCAAGAAAUCUCAUGUACAUGAAUCAGGAUUAUACAAUAGCCUCUACUAACCAAAAAAUAUCAAA
Molecule: messenger RNA, 5616 nt
Organism: Diorhabda carinulata
Lineage: Eukaryota; Metazoa; Arthropoda; Insecta; Coleoptera; Chrysomelidae
Product: fasciclin-2
Exons: 8
Coding region: 169-2484 (771 amino acids)
Biological process (GO): cell-cell adhesion; axon guidance
Cellular component (GO): plasma membrane
Molecular function (GO): protein binding
Source: RefSeq, a predicted model, not a curated record